Anas platyrhynchos (mallard) is the source of this 1686-nucleotide messenger RNA. RefSeq names its product olfactory receptor 4N5-like. Gene Ontology annotation, molecular function: olfactory receptor activity; G protein-coupled receptor activity. Lineage: Eukaryota; Metazoa; Chordata; Aves; Anseriformes; Anatidae. Gene Ontology annotation, biological process: G protein-coupled receptor signaling pathway. The record is from RefSeq and is a predicted model, not a curated record. Gene Ontology annotation, cellular component: membrane.
UUGACUGUAAAGUGAUUUUAAAUUGUUCAAUUGUAAUACACUUCAGAUAUGAGUGAUCUAUACUUAGCUUUCUUUCAUAAUCCGUGGAUGUGAUUGUUAGGUUUACUGAGUUAUUGGAGUGCAAUUCAUCUAGACUUGUUUGACUGUCUACAUUAGAAUGAAUUGUAUAGUACCCUGGAAGGGCCUACUUUUGUCAUUUGGAAAGGAUGUAUACAGGAGUAGUUCAGAUAGACAGUUACACUGUAAACCACAAAAAAUAGCUUACUAUAGGAGACUGGACUGAUACUUUAUGACUUACACUUAAUCCUGGUGCCCAUUCAUGGGGUGUAGAGAAAAUGUGGAACACCUGAUGACGUGUGGAUGUUUUCAGUUUAUAUUUCCAGUACAAUGCCCAGGUUAAUGGGAAUCUAAAUCACUAGCUUUCAAGUAUUUCACCAUAAGAAGUGCCUUAAAACUAGGCAAUGGUCAAAGGAUGUGCUUAUUAGGCAGUCUAAGUAUACCUGAAGUUGAUUAAAUAUUUUAGUAUAUUUACACUGGUAUUUGUUCAUUUUUCUUUGAUUACUGUUUUUCAGGGUUUUACAGAGUCCAAAUGGAGUAUGAGAACAACACAGUAGUUAAAGAGUUUGUUCUGUUAGGAUUUUCUCAAACCCACAAGGUCCAGAUGAUUCUCUUCUUCUUCUUCCUGCUGUUCUAUAUGAUAAUUCUCCCAGGCAACGUCCUUAUCAUUCUCACAAUUCAAGGAGAGUCCCAACUGGGAACACCCAUGUAUUUUUUCCUGGCCAAUUUGGCAUUCUUGGACAUCUGUUACUGUUGCGUGACCCCACCUAAAAUGUUGGCUGACUUUUUCUCACACCAGAAGACAAUCUGCUACAAUGCUUGCAUGGCCCAGCUUUUCUUCCUCCACUUCCUGGGAGCAGCUGAAGCUUUCCUGCUCGUGGCCAUGGCCUAUGACCGUUAUGUAGCCAUUUGCAAACCUUUUCACUACACCAGGCUUGUGAACAAGGCAGCGUGCUAUGUCCUGGUUGGAGCUUCAUGGGCCGGGGGCUUCAUCCAUGGCAUCACUCUAUUUGCUCUUACCAUUGCUCUCCCCUUCUGUGGCCCCAACAUCCUGGACAACUUCUUCUGUGAUGUCCAUCAGCUGGUUAAAUUGGCCUGUGCUGAUACUCACAUAGUGGAACUUUUGAUAUUUCUCAACAAUGGAGUUGUCAUUGUCAUGUGUUCUGCACUUCUGCUCAUCUCCUACGCUGUCCUGCUGCUGAAGCUCCGGACACAGCCCUCCAAGGCAAAGAGCAAAAUUGCCUCCACCUGUGUUUCCCACAUCAUUGUGGUUUUUGUCAUGUGUGGCCCAGCUAUGUAUAUCUAUGUCUUACCCUUCCAAGCUGUCCCAAUGGAAAAGGUUGUUGCUCUUUUCCAUACAGUCAUCUUCCCCCUGACUAAUCCCAUAAUCUAUACCCUGUGUAACAAGGAGAUCAGAAGCUCAGUGUGGAAGCUGGUCACCAAAUACAUUCUUACGUGUGGAAAAAUAUAAUAAAGAAACAGUUAAGUAUUUUGAAGUAAAUAAAACUGUUUUUGUUGCUGUUGUUGUUUUGUUUGUUAAUAAAGUUCUCUUAGGAGCAACUCCAUGAUGUACAUUAUGUAAGAGCAUAAUAUAUAAUCAGUAAUCUGUAAGAAAUUUUCUUCCAUCAA